AUGGAUUAUCAGCGGUGGCUUUCUAAGUUACUAGGUUAUGAUUUUGAGAUUGUGUAUAAACCGGGUUUGGAGAAUGCUGCAGCAGAUGGGUUGUCUCGCCAAAUCACUGAUCCGGCGACACUGUUUGCUUUGACAAUUCCUAGUUCUCUCCAGAUUCAGGAUAUCUACGAUGAAAUUGAAGCAGACCCACAGUUACAGGAAAUCAAGACCCAAGUCUUAACCAACAGUCAUAAUAACCCUCAUUAUACUGUUAUUGGUGGUCGAUUGUUAUACAAGGGACGAUUGCAGGGUUACUGCAACCUUUACCGGUUCCAGAAAGAAUCUGAUAUCUCCAUGGAUUUCAUUGAAGGGCUUCCUACAUCACAAGGAUUUAACGUGAUAUUGGUUGUAGUGGACAGGUUAAGUAAGUUUGGGCACUUUGUGGGAUUGAAGCAUCCUUUUACUGCAGCAGAUGUCGCUAAUACUUUUGUCAAAGAAGUGGUUCGAUUACAUGGGUUUCCCGAAUCCAUUGUUUCAGAUAGAGACAAGAUCUUCUUAAGCAGCUUUUGGCGUGAGUGCUUUCGUCUCUCUGGAACCAAGCUGAAGUAUAGCACUGCAUAUCACCCUCAAACUGAUGGGCAAACUGAGGUUUUAAAUCGCUUCUUAGAAACCUAUCUCCGGUGCUUUACUUCUUCUCAUCCAAAGAAAUGGUUUAAGUUUCUUUCUUGGGCAGAACUUUGGUACAACACUAGUUUCCACACUGCGAUUCAGUGUUCUCCUUUUAAGUUGGUCUAUGGACGAGAUCCACCACAGUUGCUACACUAUGAGGCUGGAACGACUAGUAACUUUGAAUUAGAGAAGAUGUUGCAGGAGAGAGAUGCAAUGCUGAUCGAAGCUAAGGAAUGUUUGUUGCGCGCUCAGCAAAACAUGAAGAAUAAUGCAGACAAGAAGAGAAGAGAUUUGCAGUUUGAGGUGGGAGCAUUCGUCUUUCUUAAGCUAAGACCUUAUAGACAACAGUCUGUGACUAAAAGAGUAUGUCAGAAGUUAUCAGCUCUUUACUAUGGUCCUUACGAGGUUCUAGCUAAGAUUGGUGCAUCCGCUUACCGUUUGCGCUUGCCUUCCGAGUCUAAGAUUCAUCCAGUCUUUCAUGUUUCUCAAUUGAAACCGGUUUUGGGACAAGGUCAUGUGGUGAAUCCCUUACCUUCAGUUCUAUCCAUUAAUGAUGAACUGAUUGUGGAACCGGAUCUGCUGUUGGAUUCACGCUAUACUGAUGAUGGUCAUUUGGAGGUUUUAUUGUCUUGGAAGGGUUUACCUGAUCACGAGAAGACAUGGGUCCGCAUGUCUGAAGCUACUCAACAAUUUCCAGAUUCCAAGCUUGAGGACAAGCUGCGUCUUCGCCAUGGGGGUAUUGAUAGCCCCUUGAGAGCUUACACACGGAAGAAAAAGAAAGAGCGGACAGGAAAAGGAAGUAUUCACACCGACUUUACUCUUGAAGAAAAGGAAGAUAUCGGAUUCACAAGCUCUUAG
This is a messenger RNA of Microthlaspi erraticum, 1506 nucleotides long. NCBI's taxonomy places the organism in Eukaryota, Viridiplantae, Streptophyta, Magnoliopsida, Brassicales, Brassicaceae. The record is from the annotation of a GenBank genome assembly.